Messenger RNA from Xenia sp. Carnegie-2017, 1059 nucleotides. RefSeq lists its product as uncharacterized. The record is from RefSeq and is a predicted model, not a curated record. The transcript is spliced from 2 exons. NCBI's taxonomy places the organism in Eukaryota, Metazoa, Cnidaria, Anthozoa, Malacalcyonacea, Xeniidae. The annotation marks the transcript as partial.
AUGGAAGGAGAACAAGAAAGUUGACAAUGCGCAUACGAUGAUGUUUUUUUUUACAAAAAAGUUAAAGUGGGUAAAAUCGUUUUCGCGGCAAGAGGAUAAAACAAUUCGCGCGCGUAACGAUGGUGACAUUUAAUAUUUAUCUUUCAGUUCACGUUUCACGUAACUAAUUUCAAUAUGACUGCUGUGUUCCGAUCUCUCGAUUUAGCUACAAGUCAUAUAUCUAGUGAUGCUAAUGGCCCUUGUAUUUCUUGCACAAGUUUAACAAAAUACACUUGUUUAAAGUGCAAAAAAUUUAUAUGUACAAGGUGCUCUAUUUUUGAAGACGACGAAGAGAGUGUUGGUUGGAAAGCAGGACGAGCGGUUUCUCGUUGCGAUGCAUGUUUUCGUGAAAAGAUUGGGAGUGAGGAAGUCGAUCAAGAAAUUGGUAGGAGUACAUCUUCUCGGGCGAGCAUACGUUCAUUUCGACUGUCCUCUUGUGAGAUCACCGAAGGCGAAGUUAUGGGUCCAACUGAAAGUGUGGAAUAUGAUGAGUUUGAACAUGAUUUACUUGAUCAGUCAAAUGACGAUAGUGAUUUGAAAGAAAUUGAUGAAAAGAGAAAAAAGAGACCUGGCCGUAAGUCUACUUGGAACCCUGAUGAUGUAAAUGAUUUAAUUGACAUCGUUUUGAACAGUGAUUAUUACAAAAGAAAACUUAUAUUCACCAAUACAAAGUGCCAACGAAAUAGUGAGAGUUAUGGGGAAAUUUUAAGAGAGCUGAAAAAGAGAGCUUUAGCAAGAGGUAGUGAGUUGAAGUCCAGUGUAAAGCAGUUACGUACAAAGUUCAAGAAAUGUGUUAGUGACUGUAAACAUGCUGCGCUUACAAUUAAAAAUGCAUCUGGAAUCAAAUGUUUUCAAGAGAGUCGUGGUCUUGGGGACUGGUUUAAAGCAUUGUAUCCUGUAGUAAAGACCAGAGAUUCUUGUAAUCCAGGUCUGGCCAUAGAGCCAGAUACGUUUGGAGCAUCGCCAAGUCCAUCUAAUUCUGAAGCUUUAGAUGAUGAUGAAACGUUAAGAUCUUUGGAA